Molecule: messenger RNA, 2006 nt
Organism: Nematostella vectensis (starlet sea anemone)
Lineage: Eukaryota; Metazoa; Cnidaria; Anthozoa; Actiniaria; Edwardsiidae
Product: PE-PGRS family protein PE_PGRS30
Exons: 6
Coding region: 225-1451 (408 amino acids)
Source: RefSeq, a predicted model, not a curated record
AGCGGCAGUUAAGCUGCAGUGGGACUUCUGUAAAUAAUUAAGACCUCUUAACAACGGCUCAUAUCUAAAAUCAUUAUCGUAAGAAAAAGACAACAGAAAUAGCAAGGUUAAGUUCCAUUAUACUGCCGUCAAGCCAAAGAAUUUUGUGGAGAAUACUAAGAAAUUCAACACUCCACGAAUCAAAACGAAAAUAAGCACCGCGAUAAACAAAAAAGUCUACAACAAUGACUGACGUCAUCUCGAAAGUUCUUAUCAUUUUGAGCCUGCAUGUGGUCAGCGGUCAAGUAAUAGAGGAAAUUAGCGGCCGAAAUUCUGAGGAUUACCGGACCAACCUCUUUCGAGCUUACCCAGAUCAUAGCUUGGAGGGUUCUGUUUUGGCUGCGGCACAAGCAUCCUCCCCCAUAGAUUGCGCAGCUCUUUGUACUUCGAGAGGCCCAGAAUGCAAGUCUUACAAUUACGCACAUGCGCAUAGACUUUGCGAGAUCAACAGCGGGAACAAGACGGAGAAUGCUGAGAUGUUUGUGAUCAAAAAAGGAUUCACCCACUAUGAGGAAGAGCCAGUGAAGUCACCUGCGGAGUACAUCGCUAACUUCACCACCCUUGGCGCUGGAGGUCGAACUGGUCCAACUUCAUUUGGUGACCACUACAAGGGCCAAUCGCAUGCUGAUCACGUGACACUGGUCAGCGGUAUCCAGCACUGGACAGUGCCUCACUCCGGUGCAUAUAGAAUUGAGGCGGUUGGGGCCAGCGGUGGAUACGACACUACGGACAAUGCUAAAGCAUACCGUGGUAGGGGAGCCAAAAUGGCGGGGACGUUCACCCUGAAUAAAGGCGACAUUAUCAAGAUCCUUGUUGGUCAGGAAGGAGGCAUAAAUUCGGUAGCAAAAAGUACUGGAGGGGGUGGUGGGAGUUUUGUUGUCAAGGGUGAUACCCCGCUACUUGUUGCAGGAGGAGGGGGCGGAACUGAAUCUCCUUUGUCUAGACAUGCGCCCUGUGAUGCAAGCAAAACCACUAGCGGCAAUAGUGGUUAUGGUGGACUAGCCUGGCCGGGAGGGACUGGAGGAAACGGGGCUACCACUGCGGACAGCGAUAACUCUGGUGGAGGCGGUGGUGGUUACCUCACAGGCGGACGGAGCAGCACGGUGUUCGGUGGAGAAUACGGAACUGGGGGGGAGGGUGGGAAGGCAUUCGUGAAUGGUGGAGUUGGAGGGCGCUCGUAUACUAAUUCCAUAGUCGGGGGGUUUGGUGGUGGAGGGGGGGCGUAUGGUAACGGGGGAGGGGCAGCUGGGGGCGGGGGUUACUCAGGGGGUGCUAGUGGGGACAACAAUUAUGAUUCCUGUGGGGGUGGUGGAGGGUCCUAUAAUGCUGGUUCCGACAAGCAAGAGGAAUGUUGUUAUAAUGAGGCCGGUCAUGGCCAUGUGUCGGUUUAUCUUAUAUCAAUAUUUGGGUGACCUUCAUACCCACUCGGGCGACCUCUUGGAGAUCUGGGUCUAAGGGCUUUUCAAGAUCAGUGGGAAAAUGAUUUGACCAAGCAAUCAAGUUUUUCUAACACAUAGACGCGAGUCUAGAAUUGACAGGGAUCAGCAUUUUUCACCAUGUUUUCUGGAGAUCCGGGAGCGGGAAAAACUAUGGAAAAGUAUGUGGGGAAUAUGUUUGAUAUGCUUAUAAUAAAAGUAGUAAUUCUUUCUGUUAUUUAGUGAUACUCACUGUCAAUUAGUUGUGAGAAGUUGGUGUUUAAUAAAUUAAUCGAAGUGUGAAACCAUCUAAUUCAUUUUUUAAAAUGAGAGAAGAUGUUUUAUAUUUUGAUCUAGAGAAGCGGGAUUGCUUUUCUCUAACAAUUACCGGUCAACUUUCUAAUCGUGUAAAGUUUGAAUUUCUGAAACAUGUAUUCUUCUAGAAACUCAGACUGAUGUGGGUGAGGGGGGAGGGGAAGGGGUAUUUGCUUCCCUUUAUCUGCUAUUGUAUAUCGUUAUGCCCUCACUUGUGAAUAAAAUGUUCUUAAGUUA